AUGAAGGUAACAAAUUGUAGCCCCAAUUUGACUACGUACACCAUUUUGAUGGAUGGACUAUGCAAGGAGGGUAGAAUGGACGAAGCUAUGAGACUGUUCAAGGAGAUGAGGAUGAAUGGAUUGGUUGCUGAUGUUGUUGCCUAUGGGACACUUAUAAGUGGUUUCUGCCAUAGAGUGGAUGUUAUUAGGGGCAAGGAACUCUUUAAUGAAAUGUUGGGACAAGGAAUUUCCCCAAAUGUGAUCACAUAUAGUUGCUUGUUAGAUGGUCUGUGUGGGAUAGGUCAAUGGGAGGAAGCAACAACAAUAUUGAACUCUAUGACGGAACGAGGGGUCCGUCCUGAUACUGUCACUUACACAAGUUUAAUUGGUGCUAUUUGUAAGGAUGGGAGAGCCAGCAAAGCUGUCAAGUUAUUUGAUUUGAUGCUAGAGAAGGGUGAAGAGCCGAGUGUUGUAACGUACAAUGUUCUAAUAAAUGGAUUGUGCAAGGAAGAUUUGGUAAGCGAUGCUUCUAAAAUAUUUGAAAUGAUGAUUGAGAGGGGGAAGAAGCCUGAUGUGGUUACUUACAACACUUUAGCCACAGGACUUUGCAAAAAUGGGAAGGUUAAUGAGGCAAUCAUUCUUUUUUAUAUGAUGUUGAAAGACAAUAACUAUGUUAAACCAGAUGUAUACACACUUAGUGUGCUGAUCCAGGGGCUCUGCAAAGAAGGUCGUCUUGAUGAAGCUGUGGAGAUUCACCAUUAG
Molecule: messenger RNA, 741 nt
Organism: Diospyros lotus (date-plum)
Lineage: Eukaryota; Viridiplantae; Streptophyta; Magnoliopsida; Ericales; Ebenaceae
Product: pentatricopeptide repeat-containing protein At4g28010-like
Exons: 1
Coding region: 1-741 (246 amino acids)
Molecular function (GO): protein binding
Source: RefSeq, a predicted model, not a curated record